AAUAAAUAGGCUCAAAAGGAAACCACUCGGUUAUCAUCCGGGCCCAGCUUGCCCUGCAAGUUAGUCACCCAGUUUCAGAAACAGUCUCUAUGGAUUGCUGUUUCUUGCACAGGCAAACCACGCUUUCAGCUUCAUCGUGUCCACUUUCGCUAAGUUCUUCAGCUGUAUUAUAUUUUCUUCUUGCUUUCUUUCUUCAGCGAUGUAUUUCACGGGCGAGCUCUUCUUGUAAUGCAUGUAUCCUGUUACUUGCCAUAAUCAAUCUUUGAAAUGAUGAUGGUAAUGAAUUUUUCAUGGAAAUGACUAACUCAGAGGCUUUAAAAGACAUUCUAUCGAGGAGGUUUUUGAAAUCAUCCAAAAGGCAUUUCAAGCAGAUUGAGGUGGGAGGUUAGAGUUUGAAAGAUUGAAGGUGGAAGGGGGCAGCGGUGUGGAGAUGGACGGGUUGAAGAGGUUGGAGUAUCUGUCUCUUGUGUCGAAGGUUUGCACGGAGUUGGAGGCACACAUAGGCUGCAGCGACAAGACCUUGGCGGAGUUCAUAGUCGACUUAGCGCAGAAGUGCGAGACGGUGGAGCAGUUCGGGAAGUUGCUCAAGGCCAACGGUGCCGAGAUGCCAGAGUAUUUCGUAAAGACGUUGUUGACGAUUAUUCACGCUAUCUUGCCGCCAGUGAGCAAGGCGGAGCGGGAGAGGUUGAGCAAGGGUUUAGGCGGGGAUAAGGACUUGAAACGGACUGCAUUUCCAGGGUUGGCAGUGCCGGAUAGUAAGCAGCGGGUGCGGGAAUUAGAGGAGGAGCUCGAGGCGGACGGAGUCGGAGUUAGGGUUUCGGAGGGGAGGAGGGAGGAGCGGGGUAGUGCGAAGGAUGAUGGACGCGGUGGCGAGAGUGAUGAUGGUGUCAGAGACAGGGAUCAUCGGAGGGACAGGGAGAAAGAUAGUGUGAGGGUUAGGGAUGGUGGCGGGGAGCGGGACGGGAGGCGGGAUGCGAGGGGCAAACCUUACGACAGGGAAGAUCGUCGGGGGAAUGGAGGUGGGCGAGCUAGAGAAAAGGAGCGUGGCGGUAGAGAUAAAGACGAUGUAAGUGGUUGGAGGAAUAAUGACAGGUAUGGUGGUGAAAGUGGAAGAGGAAGAGGGAGGGAUAGGGAAGUCGAUUACGAAGAUGGAGACAGAGUUGGUCCUAGCUCAGGGAGUGUUGUCCCAAGCAGAGCGCCAGUCGUGGAUGAGCCAGAGCUUUACGGAAUAUACAAAGGGAGAGUGUCCAGGAUCAUGGAUUAUGGUUGUUUUGUGCAAUUGUUAGGGGUUAGGGAUCGGAAGGAGGGGCUAGUGCAUGUGUAUAAUAUUGCGUCUCGACGGGUUGUCAAUGCCAAGGAUGCCGUCGAACGGGACCAGGAAGUGUGGGUGAAAGUUUUGUCUGUAAGUGAUAAGAAGAUUAGUCUUAGUAUGCGAGACGUUGAUCAGAAAACAGGAGAAGAUUUACUUCCCAUGAAGCGUACGACAACUGAAGAAGAAAAUUUGCGUGCCAAUCCAUCCAGCUCUAGUUUGGCUCCAGAGAUGCGAAAGGGACUGUCGGGUAUAACUAUUGUGGAAGAAGAAGAUAACACUUCAAACCGUAGACCCAUGAAGAGAAUGAGUUCGCCUGAGCGAUGGGAGGCCAAACAACUUAUUGCAUCAGGUGUGCUAGGUGUUAGAGACUACCCAAUGUAUGAUGAUGAUGGUGGAGGAAUGCUGUAUCAUGAUGAAGGUGCGGAAGAAGAGCUUGAGAUCGAGCUCAAUGAGGAUGAGCCAGCUUUUCUUCGGGGCCAAACUCGUUACUCAGUCGAUGUUUCUCCAGUGAAGAUUGUGAAGAACCCUGAUGGUUCGUUGCAAAGAGCUGCCAUGACACAGUCUGCGCUUGCUAAAGAACGACGAGAAUUGAGGGAGCAGCAACAACGGACAAUGCUCGAUUCCAUUCCAAAGGAUCUGAACAGGCCUUGGGAAGAUCCCAUGCCAGAAACUGGUGAGAGACAUCUCGCGCAGGAGCUGCGAGGAGUAGGUCUGUCAGCCUAUGAUAUGCCGGAGUGGAAAAAGGAUGCGUUUGGAAAGGCUCCCACUUUUGGGCAAAGGUCCAAACUUUCGAUUCAAGAGCAGAGACAGAGCCUACCCAUAUAUAAGCUGAAGAACGAGCUUAUCAAGGCGGUGCACGACAACCAAGUUUUAGUUGUGAUUGGAGAGACAGGUUCUGGGAAGACUACGCAGAUGACUCAGUACCUCGCAGAAGCUGGUUACACAACCCGCGGAAAGAUAGGUUGCACUCAACCCCGGCGGGUUGCUGCCAUGUCUGUGGCGAAGAGAGUAGCGGAAGAGUUUGGAUGUAGACUUGGGGAGGAGGUAGGGUAUGCGAUCCGGUUUGAGGACUGUACAGGUCCCGAGACAGUUAUCAAAUAUAUGACGGACGGGAUGUUGUUGAGGGAGAUCUUGAUAGACGAAAUGUGUGCAUCGUAUUCAGUCAUCAUGCUUGAUGAAGCUCACGAACGUACUAUCCAUACAGACGUUUUGUUUGGGCUUUUGAAGGGGCUUGUGAAACGCAGACCUGAUUUACGGCUUAUUGUCACUUCGGCUACGCUGGAUGCGGAGAAGUUUUCGAGAUACUUUUUUGAUUGCCCUAUCUUCACCAUACCUGGAAGAACUUAUCCGGUGGAAAUACUAUAUACGAAGCAGCCGGAGACUGAUUAUUUGGAUGCUGCCUUGAUUACUGUCAUGCAGAUUCAUCUCACAGAACCUGAAGGUGAUGUUCUCCUUUUCUUGACAGGGCAAGAAGAGAUUGAUACUGCAUGCCAAAUUCUCUAUGAGCGGAUGAAGGGUCUGGGACCUAAUGUGCCAGAACUGAUUAUUCUUCCAGUUUACAGUGCUCUGCCUAGUGAAAUGCAGACAAGAAUUUUUGAACCCCCACCACCUGGUACAAGAAAGGUUGUUGUUGCAACAAAUAUUGCUGAGGCCUCUCUCACAAUUGAUGGAAUAUACUACGUUGUGGAUCCUGGAUUUGCAAAGCAAAACGUUUAUAAUCCUAAGUUGGGUCUGGAUUCUUUGGUAAUUACUCCAAUAUCACAGGCUUCUGCCAGGCAACGAGCUGGGCGUGCAGGAAGAACUGGACCUGGCAAGUGUUACAGGUUAUAUACGGAAAGCGCAUAUAGGAAUGAGAUGUUACCUACAACAGUACCAGAAAUUCAAAGAGUUAAUCUUGGUUUGACAACAUUGACAAUGAAAGCAAUGGGAAUUAAUGAUCUUCUAUCCUUUGAUUUCAUGGAUCCCCCUCCACCCCAAGCACUUAUAUCUGCUAUGGAACAGCUUUACAGCCUUGGAGCCCUUGAUGAGGAGGGUCUUUUGACCAAGCUGGGAAGAAAGAUGGCAGAGUUUCCACUGGAGCCACCUCUUUCAAAGAUGCUUCUAGCCAGUGUGGACUUGGGUUGCAGUGACGAAAUCUUGACCAUUAUUUCUAUGGUGCAAGCUCAGAAUAUCUUUUACCGACCACGAGAGAAACAAGCACAGGCUGAUCAGAAGAGAGCGAAGUUUUUUCAAGUAGAGGGUGAUCAUUUGACACUGCUGGCAGUAUAUGAAGCUUGGAAAGCUAAGAACUUUUCAGGUCCCUGGUGUUUUGAGAAUUUUGUGCAGUCUCGAUCGUUGAGGAGGGCUCAAGAUGUGCGGAAGCAGCUUCUUACGAUUAUGGAUAGGUACAAGUUGGACGUUGUGAGUGCAGGCAAAAAUUUUACAAGAAUACGAAAGGCAAUAGCAGCAGGGUUUUUCUUCCAUGCAGCUCGGAAGGAUCCCCAGGAGGGUUACCGUACUCUGGUGGAGAACCAGCCAGUAUAUAUCCAUCCAAGUAGUGCUUUGUUUCAGAGGCAACCUGAUUGGGUUAUCUACCAUGAGCUGGUGAUGACCACAAAGGAGUAUAUGCGAGAAGUGACUCUAAUGGACCCUAAAUGGUUGGUUGAACUGGCUCCACGUUUCUUCAAAGUUGCUGAUCCCACAAAAAUGAGUAAGAGGAAGCGACAGGAGCGAAUUGAACCUCUCUACGAUCGAUACCAUGAGCCAAAUUCAUGGCGCCUUAGUAAGAGACGGGCUUAAAUACUUGGGAAAGUUUCAAGGCAAGCAGAGUCCUUCUCUACACGGAUGGGAGGUGUAUUACGAUUGUUUAGAGAGUCUCGGGGAGGAAUGUCGUGAAGCAAACUCGCCAUUAGCAAGUGCUUUUUUGUCUAACCUGCCGCUUGUGCUGCACGAAGGCUCGGCUUCCAUGAGCUCACAGCAGUUCCGAAUGCCUUUGAUUUUAGUCAUGGCAUGACACCUUACUGCAUAUAAUGUGGAGAUCAUUAAUGGUGAGAAACGACUGCAGCAGGGCCUAAAUGAUACAUGGAUGUUUCAUUCGAAUGUAGAUCUAAGGUCACGGAGCUUCUGAUGCUCGAGAUAGUCUACAAGCUUGAAACCUGAUAAUGCCAUCCAUGCGCAGUUUUAAAGAUUUGGAGGUCCAUCGUGCAGGCACUGAAUAUUUUGCACACCCAUGUUGACGACUUUGCUAACGUUACAGUUAUUGAAAUCCUUUCUUCAA
Molecule: messenger RNA, 4568 nt
Organism: Physcomitrium patens
Lineage: Eukaryota; Viridiplantae; Streptophyta; Bryopsida; Funariales; Funariaceae
Product: putative pre-mRNA-splicing factor ATP-dependent RNA helicase DEAH5
Biological process (GO): mRNA splicing, via spliceosome; spliceosomal complex disassembly
Cellular component (GO): catalytic step 2 spliceosome; intracellular anatomical structure
Molecular function (GO): ATP binding; RNA helicase activity; ATP hydrolysis activity
Source: RefSeq, a predicted model, not a curated record